Molecule: messenger RNA, 372 nt
Organism: Dentiscutata erythropus
Lineage: Eukaryota; Fungi; Glomeromycota; Glomeromycetes; Diversisporales; Gigasporaceae
Source: the annotation of a GenBank genome assembly
CUUGAUUCUUAUGACAAUGAUAUUAUAGCUUUGUCAAAUGAAUCAAAUAUGUCAGAUAUAUCAGAGAAUCCAAACGACCCAGACAUUGAAUCAAACUCAAGCUCACCUGAACAAUCCACAUCACAAAAUAAUGGCGUUACUGUUAUUACUAAUAGUUUGGGUAAAAGAAUUCAAAAAAAAAAAGCUUUUACGCGCAACAAAAAAUCGAGACCUAGUAAAAGUUGGGUAUGGCAUUAUUUUAAACGAAAUAAAGUUGAAAAAAAUAUAUAUUGCCAAGUUCAAACAACAAAUGAAGAUGGUAACAAAGGUACCUGUGGUCAAGAAUAUGAGUUAUCAACUGGAACAGGAAACUUAAAAUCUCAUUUACGCCAA